Iphiclides podalirius (scarce swallowtail) is the source of this 1107-nucleotide messenger RNA. NCBI's taxonomy places the organism in Eukaryota, Metazoa, Arthropoda, Insecta, Lepidoptera, Papilionidae. The record is from the annotation of a GenBank genome assembly.
AUGUUACUCGUGUCGACGAUAUUCGGGGCGCUUGUUAUCGGUGUGGCAAGUGAUUUAAGAACCUGCGACAGUUGCAGUAAAAUAAAUAAUUGCCCGCAAGCAUUAGAACUCGUAACUAACAACCGAAGCCCGGAAACUGCCAACAAGAUCAGAAAAGCAUAUUGCGGGACCGAUGGAGUAAUUAAGGUUUGUUGCACAGAUUUUCUUAUUACUUCACGAAAUCUACCUGAAAAUAGUAAUGAAGAGAAUAAAGAAGAUGAAAUAGAAAAUCAUCCCAAUCUGCAUCUUUUAUCGAAUGAAUGCGGCGAUAUUGAAGGAAAUCGAAUAAUUGGUGGAGUAGCACCCACACUCUAUGAAUUCCCAUGGCUUGCCCUGAUUUCACAUAGAGUUGGCAGAUCAUUAAAAUUCAACUGCGGCGGUACAGUAAUAAGCUCAAUGUACGUGCUCACAGCAGCACAUUGCAUAAAAGGUCACGAAAUUGCUGGUGUAAGAAUUGGAGAUUAUGAUAUCAGCAAGAAAAUCGAUUGUUAUGGAGUAGGAGUAUACCGCGAAUGUGAAUCUAAAUAUCAGGAUAUCGCCGUAAUCCGUGCGAUCGCACAUCCAGAUUAUGUUCGAAUUCCAGUUGUAUUAAAUGAUAUCGGCCUGUUACGUCUCAAGAAGCCUGUCGACUUCAAGCCCAGGAAUGCUGCUGCAGUUUGUUUACCGGUGUUUCAAAAUCUUCGGGAAAUGGAUAUAACCGGUGAAAGAGGUACUGUAGCAGGCUGGGGCGUAACAGAAAGUCAAUCACGAUCAAACAUUUUACUGAAAGUUUCAGUACCCAUAUAUUCUCACGACACGUGCAAGGCUUAUUAUGAAAGGAAUCGUAAACCUGGUAGUAAACCGAGUAACCGUUUGUUAAAAACGUUCUGUGCUGGGGAACUCGGCCGAGACUCUUGCAGCGGCGACUCAGGCGGCCCGCUUAUGCUUGAGAGUCCCUACAACGAAACUUACAAGAUGGUACAAUUCGGUAUCGUGUCAUACGGACCAUCCCAAUGCGGAGCUAACACGCCAGGAGUCUACACGGAUCUCAGAAAGUUUAUGAAGUGGAUAUUAGACACCCUUGAACCA